Clarias gariepinus (North African catfish) is the source of this 4656-nucleotide messenger RNA. RefSeq names its product solute carrier family 6 member 6b (gene slc6a6b). Bases 142 to 2019 code for a protein of 625 amino acids. Gene Ontology annotation, cellular component: plasma membrane. Gene Ontology annotation, biological process: neurotransmitter transport; sodium ion transmembrane transport; taurine transmembrane transport. The record is from RefSeq and is a predicted model, not a curated record. Gene Ontology annotation, molecular function: taurine:sodium symporter activity. The transcript has 14 exons. Lineage: Eukaryota; Metazoa; Chordata; Actinopteri; Siluriformes; Clariidae.
GACAGACAUUUGUGUAAUUCUUAUCCUGACUUCAAACCCUGUUCGAAAUCAGAAGCAGGUUUAACCCAUGUACAGUAGCGCUCAUGGCGUCGUUACGUCUUUUAAAGCUGCAGAAAAGGAAUAGGAAAACACCUCAGAGGCAUGCCACAAAAAGAGAAGCUUCAAUGUCUGAAGGACUUCCAUAAGGACACCCUGAAACCAUCCCCGGGGAAAAGCCCUGGCACCCGACCUGAGGAUGAAGCUGAGGGCAAACAUCCACAGCGGGAGAAGUGGGCAAGCAAGCUUGACUUUCUUCUGUCUGUGGCUGGAGGAUUUGUUGGUUUAGGAAACGUCUGGCGUUUCCCAUACCUCUGCUAUAAGAAUGGUGGAGGUGCAUUUCUCAUCCCUUAUUUCAUUUUCCUGUUUGGUGGAGGCCUACCUGUGUUUUUCCUGGAGGUGGCUCUUGGCCAGUUUACCUCUCAGGGAGGAAUCACUUGUUGGGAAAAAAUCUGCCCCAUCUUUACUGGUAUCGGCUAUGCUUCCAUUGUGAUCGUUUCCCUCCUGAACAUCUACUACAUUGUGAUUUUGGCUUGGGGCUUGUACUACCUGUUCCAGUCCUUCCGUCCUGAACUUCCCUGGGGCAGCUGCAAUAAUGUGUGGAACACAGAAAACUGUAUAGAAGACACACUCCGCAAGAACAUGAGCCAGUGGGGGCCUGAAAACUCUACCAACUUGACGUCACCAGUCACUGAGUUCUGGGAACACAACGUCCUCAGUAUCUCUGACGGCAUCGAGAGCAUGGGAGUUGUUAAAUGGGACCUGGCUCUGUGUCUCCUUACUAUGUGGAUCAUCUGUUUCUUCUGCAUAUGGAAAGGUGUGAAGUCCACAGGAAAGGUUGUGUACAUCACAGCAACUUUCCCCUUCGUCAUGCUGGCUAUCCUCCUCGUUCGGGGUGUCACACUUCCUGGUGCAGCCGAAGGCAUCAAAUUCUAUCUGUAUCCAAACGUCACCCGUCUGCAGGAUCCUGAGGUUUGGAUUGACGCAGGGACACAGAUUUUCUUUUCCUAUGCCAUUUGUCUGGGAGCAAUGACUUCACUGGGGAGCUACAACAAGUACAAGUACAACUGCUACAGGGACUGUUUGCUGCUGGGAGGCCUGAACAGCGCUACCAGUUUUGUGUCUGGCUUCGCAAUAUUUUCCAUCCUGGGCUUCAUGGCACAAGAGCAAGGGGUGGACAUUGCCGAUGUGGCAGAGUCAGGUCCUGGCUUGGCCUUCAUUGCUUACCCUAAAGCUGUGACGAUGAUGCCACUGCCUACAUUCUGGGCCAUUCUCUUCUUCAUCAUGCUUCUGCUACUAGGUCUCGACAGUCAGUUUGUUGAGGUGGAAGGACAGAUCACUUCGCUGGUGGAUUUGUAUCCAUCCUUCCUACGGAAGGGUUACCGUCGAGAAAUCUUUAUAGCUAUAAUAUGCUUUGUGAGCUACCUGCUGGGACUUACCAUGGUCACUGAGGGUGGCAUGUAUGUGUUUCAACUCUUUGACUACUAUGCAGCCAGUGGUGUGUGCCUUUUGUGGGUUGCAUUCUUUGAAUGCAUUGCAGUAGCCUGGAUUUAUGGUGCUGAUAAUUUCUAUGAUGCAAUUGAGGACAUGAUCGGAUACAGACCAAAUCCAUGGAUGAAGUGGUGCUGGACUGUAAUCACCCCUGUUCUUUGUGUGGGAUGUUUUAUUUUCUCUUUGGUCAAAUACAAGCCUCUGACGUACAACAAAAUCUACGAGUAUCCGGAUUGGGCCAUUGGUUUGGGUUGGACCCUUGCCCUGCUCUCCAUGAUUUGCAUACCUAUGGUAGUCGUGAUCAAGAUCAUCCAGUCUGAAGGUCCUCUCAUUGAGAGGAUUAAAGCAGUGGCAGCUCCAGUGCGAGGCAGUACAACUUCAUGUCCUCAGGUAUACCAACCGAAGGGCUCAGAACUGGCACAUCCCCUUGACCCCAACGGGAACAAUGGCUUGGUCAAGCCCAGCCACACUAUCGUUGAAACCAUGAUGUGAGCGCUCUCUGUGAGAGAAUCCAAUCACCUGCUUUCCAUUUAUUAAAUAAAAUGUUAAUAUAGUUGUAGGACCAGGUUUACAUAUCUGCACUAGAAGUUCUUUUCCUUUCCUUUUUUUUUUUUACAGAAUAAGUUACAUUUAUUUUUGUCAGUGUCUGCUUUUAAUAUUUUAUCAUAACAUUGUUAUAUAACUAUUAUUACUGUUGCUGUAAUUAGAGAAAAAACAUAUUUCCAUACGCAAACACCGGUAUAUCAAAAUAGUCCAACAUUUCUCUUUUUCUUUCCUGUAAAUAAUGACGUUUAAAUGAUUUGUUGCUAGAGUGGACAAACCAGACCAAUUAAGUGCUGCAAAUAAAAAAAAUGUUUAUAGUGUUUAAAAAUAAUGUUAGUGUACCUAGACAAAAAGAUACACAGAGGAAAGGUGUGUAUAUCUAUUUUGAUGAAAGGCAUAGGACUGUGAUAAAUUAAACAACAGUUAUUGCUUUGACAUUGGAACAGAGACACUAUUCUAUUUUCUGGGCAAGUUAACACACUGAAACUACCACUGCACAUGGCAUGAGUUAACAUGUUGUAAUCACUGUGUGCAUCUUUGAAAGCACAAAUGGUCACACUAAUUAUACCUUGUAACAUUCAUCCCAUCAACCAGUUAUUCUCAAACGGUCUGUAUUCAUAGAUGACGACUUAUGUUUAAAAGGUGCAUUAAUGCUUAAAAGGUAAAAGUUAACAUGCAUAAUCAGAAAUGGGCUCCUUAUUUAGCUUAUAAAAACCACCUGCAUAUAAAUCCAACACAACAUGUUAGUUUAUUGUAGUAAUUAAUUCCAAAUAAAUUGUGUAUACAGUACAACUUAAUAAAGACAGCUGCAAAAACCACAGGAUAAUUAUUAAUGAAAUUACUAUUUUUGUGUGCCCCCAUUAAACAUUUUGUUUAUUUUUAUCCCUUAAAUUCUACAAAUCAGUUUCAAAUAAGCAAUGCUUCUAAGUACGACACUAUGUAACACCUGUCUUCUCGGUUUGAAAAAAUAACUCGAAAAUGAUGCAACAAUAAAAAUGUAUAUACUGUUCAAAAUCAUCAAGGAAACACUUUCUCCUGGAUUGACUUGGACCAUACAUUAUUUAUAGUGCACAUAGUGCAAUUUAUUUAUUUUUUUUCUUAGCUGUAUUGGCCAUUUCAUAGCCCUUCUUCUUUUUUUUUUAAACAAAAUUAUAUUACCAUGCAAGAAUGCAGAAAUAGACAUAACACUGCUGCUCACUAGAGCCAAUAUUCUGCAUACAUCUAAAGUUGGUAAACUUCACCUUGCAUAAGUACAGUAACUUCACCCAGCUUAAGUAAAUAGCAUUUAAUCCUGUGGUUGUGUCUCUGCUCUAAACAGCAGGAUGCACAAUACAAAAAAUGCAUUAAAUCCACACUAAGUGUAUGUAAGUCAGCUCUGAAUACAGCCCAAGUUCUGUAUCUUUUUGCACGGUUCUUGUAUUUUUGAAAUUAGGUGCUCAAACAUGUUCACUUCUACAUCGCAACACUCCCAAAAUGUCCCACAGUCAAUUACUGUUGAUGUGAAUGUAUCAGACCGUAGACACAAACUUAAAGGAUACUGGCGUGUUAAAAUAUGAAAUCGCUCCUGUCCAAGAAUUUAUUUUUUUUUGUCACAACAAAGGUAUUUUAUGGUCAAACCUAAGCUAUUUGUACAUGUCAUUCUUUUAUUUUCCAUUUUUUGUACUCUUAAUAUUAGGAUUGUACUUGUCUUCUAUCUGCAAUUGUUGUUUUUUAUAGGACAGUUUUAUAUAAAGCUUUUAAUCAGUGCAAUUGGUGGAAAUUGUAAUGUGCAAUACUUUGUAGAAUGAUAUGUAUCGUUUCUAUCUUUUAAAAAGAUGGUACUUGCAGUGAGAUCAUUUUUUUUAUAACAAAAUAACAGGAAACAUUAGACAUAUUUGGGGCCAAUUAAUCAUUGCAAGGUAACACCAAGCUAAAAAAACAAAAACAAACAAACAAACAAAAAAAGCUGUACUUACUGUGAUUGUCAGACAUAAUUUAGUAUUUUAUAAGGAAAUGCUAUAACUUUUCUAUCAGAUUAUUUAUCAGAUAACAUAUGUUAAUCUUAUUAUAUAAUUUUUUAGUAGUCUGAUAUGGACUGAUAUAUCGUGUAAUUAAACACUGUAGCCAAACAACUUCAUUCGGAUGUUAAUUGUGAAGAUUGAAUGUUUUUUAUUUUUUCUUUCUUUUUCUUUACCUUCCCUGUUUGAACACCUAUGGAAUGGCUUAAUUAAGAAAUCAAAUAAUGAGAUCUAGUGCAAAUAGUCAGAGGUAACUGUCCAAAGAUCAAGGGAAUAUUAAUCUGUUCUUUUGUUCCACCAACCUAAUUUUUAAUGCACAUUUUACUGUAUAAAGAAAAGAAGUAAGAGGUUAGGUAUUCUCUUUUUAUGAAUACUGGGAAAUGUGUUCAGACAGACUAAUUGCCCACGAACUACAGAUGCCAUAGAAGUUUGAAAAGAUCUGGAAUAUUCUGUGUUAGUCUAAAAAACCGAGAGUUGUUUUGAGAGAAUGUUUAGAAACAAAAAUGUAUUUAAAAGAUUUUGGAGAACCUAAAAACUUUAAUUUCUUAAUAAACAUAUAUUUUUGAAAAAAAAAAAAAAAGCCUAUUGC